AUGAAGAGUCUUGUGGUCGCAGCGACAGCUCUCGCCGCUGUCGAGGCCCGGAACCUCGCUCGAAUGGAAGCCCAGCCCACAGUGCCAGCCAUCUUCGCCCUCGAUGGCUUCUCACCAGCCCCGACCACGCCUCCAUCACCCGAACACGUCGCUGCUCGAGCAGAAAGCUCCUCCCCUGUCCUUUAUUACAAUACCCAAAACACGUGCGGUUAUGUGUCUGGUAUCUCGAGUGCGCCAUACUACUGUGUCAACAAGGGAGACUAUUGCGCUCUGAGCACCUCUGCUAAUGGCAAUAUCGGGCGCCUCGCUUGCUGUGGUGCCAGCUCGUGCCAUUUCCGAACAACUUGCGUCAACUCUGCCGAUUAUAUGACAUCAAGAGCUUGCAACCAGGAGUGCCGAGAUAAUGUCUACAUUUUAAAGUGUAUCGACACGCGGUACGCAUAUUGCAAUACAGUCUCAUUUGCUGGGGGUGUCAUUGAUUAUGCGUGUGGCAUCUCAGACAUCAGCACAUAUCAAUAUGUGGCCACCAGCUACUCUGGGGAGGUCAACCCCCAAACCUACACUGGGUAUACCGUCACAGGGACAUCUGCCUCUGGCACGUCAAAGUCAGGAUCUGCCACUGGAGCGCCAUCGCCGACUUCCAGCCAUACUAGCACUACGACGACGAGCAGCACCAGCACGUCACAACCAACCAACGAUAACAAUAACAAGAGCAGCACCCCAGUUGGCGCCAUUGUUGGUGGUGUAAUCGGAGGUGUUGGAGCGCUCGCACUAAUUGGCGUUGGUAUCCUCUUAUUCCUCCGCAACAAGAAGAAAGACAACGCCCAGCAAAGUCCCCCAGCACCUCUCAUGAGCCAACCUCAGACUGGUGGCGCCCCCCCGCCGCACCAACAGUAUGCUUACCCAGACGCUGCCAACGCAGCCUACUCGACUUCUCCGAGCGCUACUGGAGCAUAUUAUCCCCCUCAACAGCAGAGCCCUCAGCAGCAGGGAUCCCCAGACCUUCGCUACUCUUACCAGCCAUCGGUCAGCCCCGCCACGAGCUAUACACCGCAGCCAUAUGGUCAGCCCGGCUACGGACAGCAGCCUUACCAACAGACCGGCUCGCCACCACCUAUGCAGCAUCAAUAUGCUGCACCAUCUGCUGGUGCCGCAGGAAAUGUGAAUCGCAAGGACGUACCGCCCGGCAACGCUCAUGAGGCGCCGACGGCCAACACUGCUGGCCACCGUGGCGAGAUGCAAGAAUUACCUUAG
Beauveria bassiana ARSEF 2860 is the source of this 1254-nucleotide messenger RNA. RefSeq lists its product as uncharacterized. Lineage: Eukaryota; Fungi; Ascomycota; Sordariomycetes; Hypocreales; Cordycipitaceae. The transcript is spliced from 2 exons. The record is from RefSeq and is a predicted model, not a curated record. Bases 1 to 1254 code for a protein of 417 amino acids.